Hibiscus syriacus is the source of this 799-nucleotide messenger RNA. RefSeq names its product 21 kDa protein-like. Gene Ontology annotation, molecular function: enzyme inhibitor activity. The transcript has a single exon. Lineage: Eukaryota; Viridiplantae; Streptophyta; Magnoliopsida; Malvales; Malvaceae. Gene Ontology annotation, biological process: negative regulation of catalytic activity. The record is from RefSeq and is a predicted model, not a curated record. Bases 5 to 688 code for a protein of 227 amino acids.
CCCGAUGGCAAGAAAAUUCUCAAUUUACGCUUUAAUAUUUCUUGUUAUUAUUCUGCAGUUGUCUUCUUAUUUCAAUCCGUGCUCGGCCUCUAAUGGCAGUCACAAAGAGUUCAUAAGAAACUCUUGCAGGGCAACAAGCUACCCCAAAUUAUGCUUGAAAUCUCUAGCACGCCAUGCCAGCAAAAUCAGAGGCGACCCCAAGCUAUUGGCCCAUACGGCGCUCAACGCGACGUUUUUCGCCGCGAAAUCGACGUCGAGGUUGCUAAGAGACAUGUCGAGGAUCCAUCGACUGAAGACCAACGAAGAGGCCGCCAUGACGGAUUGUGUCGCGGACAUAAGUGACUCGAUGCAGAAGUUGCGGAUGUCUAUAGAGGAGAUGGACCGUGAAGGCGAUCGCGUCCGUGCCGGUGGCUCGGAUGUGCUUCGAGUUCAGAUGAACGAUAUACAGAUGUGGGUUAACACGGCGUUGGAGGAAGAGGAGACUUGCAUGAAUGCGUUGGCUAACAUAAAGAUCAAGGCGAAAAUGAAGAAUGGGGUGAGGAGACGCAUCGUUAAGGUUGCGCAUUUGACAAGCAAUGCACUGACACUUGUCAAGAGCUUUGCCUUGGCUCCAAGGAAUGAAAAAUUACCUUUAAAGCCCUUAUUUUCCUCUAGGAAAUACAUUGAAGAAGGCUUAUUACCAUACUAAAAUACUAUAAUAUUGAUAAAAUAAAUUCCAAGUGAAUGUUUCAAUAGUUUAUUAUUCCCAAAUGUAAGGAAGUAGCCCUUCUUCUUAAUGAUCAUUAUUGCUAUUGUGAUA